CACAGUGGAUAGAGUUAGUUAGCUAAUCACGAGUCCAAGCUGCUAACAAAGCCUUACCUCACUUAAGAAGCUAGCUAACUUUAAUUAAAAGUGAACUUUACGGAUAGUGCAUGCUGCAUUCCCUCUGGACAGUGACGACAGAGACGCGAUGCAACGCUCUUGUUAAUGUUAGCUCUACAUCUGUUCCCAUAGAGCUAGCUGAGCUUACGUGGCGAUCCAGGAAACUACAACUAACAUAAGAAAAUAAGAAACUGAAAAACUGACAGCGAGGGAAAGCGGAGGAUGUAUAAAGUGAAGCAGGAACCCCCUAAAUUUCUGCCACCGGAGUGGUGGCUGACAAACCGGGCUCACUGUGUGAGCGCCGAGGCGGAAUGUUCACGGUCUGAGCGGCUCAUCGCCGCGAGCCGGGUUGUGGUGGAAGAAAGUAACAAGGCUGCACAACGCAUGCAACAGGAUGCCAAUAAGAAGCUUGAGCAAAGGCUCGAGAACAUCAGGUUCUGGAGGCAGGAGCUGAAUAAGAAGCUGGAAGACAUGACAGAGGAGAUCGAGGUUCUGAUCACCUUUAGGACCAGAGUGGAGAAGGCCCUGGAGAGCUGCUCACAGCCCCUCCAGGUCAUACUGCAGUGUCUGUCUGAGAGGGAGAAUCAUGUGGGCAUUGACCGGGUGCAUGAUGAGGUGGAGAGGGAACUCAUCAAGGAGAGGGAGGUGACGGAGGGGGUGAUAUCACUGCUGCAACGUACACUGGAACAGACCAAUGAGCAGAUGAGACUAAACCGUUCUGCAAAGUACUGGCUAGAGAAGGAUCUUCAGCAGAAGUUUCAGGCAGAGCAGAUUGAUGAUCGCUGUUCCGUCCUCACUAACGCCUCACCGGGCCUGAGCCAGACCGAGAAGCUGCCCUGCUCUGCUCUGAGCACCAGUGUGACGCCCGAGGGCUGGGAGACUUCCUCCGACAUAAAUAUCUCCAAGGCGGAGAAAGAGAGGAACGCCUCUGCUUCCCUGAGGACCCUCAUACACCGCGUGCUGGGGCAGACAGCCGAGGACAUGCGUGGCCAGCACCGGGCCGCCGCCUCUGCCCUCCAGCUGCGCGUCCAGGAGACCAAGGACGCCAAGGAGCAGAUCGAAGACCGCCUUCACAAAAUUCAGGCAGAAAUCGCAAACCAGGAGAGGAGCCUAGAAUCCCUUGCAGUGUCCCUCCAGGCCAAGCAGGGGCCGCUGAAGGUUGCGCAGACACGUCUGGCUCUGCGCAGUCAGAGGCCCAAUCCUGAGCUCUGCCUGGACUCUGCGCAGAUUCAGCUCUCCGCAGAGGUCCAGGACCUGUCUGCCCACAUGGAGAGGCUGAACGCCAGCCUAUCGCAGUCAGAGAUGGAGCUUCGGGCAUUGACCCAGAACCAGCUGUCGCUAGAAGAGCAAAUUCAAGGGAAGUCAAACUCCCUCUACAUCGAUGAGGUCAUCUGCUCAUCACUACACCAGUCCAUUGCAAUUCACAGUUUCUGACGGGACCAAGGGCCGAAUCUUAAACUCUGUAUUUUGAGGACCGACGUGUAGACCAGCACCACUUGACUCCAGGUACAUCAUCUGAUUUCACUAAUGGCCUUACUUCCUGAAUCAAGCAGGUAAAAUAGUUAGUGAAAUCAGGUGAUGCAGUGAAUGGUAAGAGUAAAUACCUGGGGGGUGUACUAUGAAGCUAGAUGACGGGGUUAGCGAGGUAACUUGAGCUAUAACCCUGGGUUUCCCGUACUACGAAGCUUAGUUACUUUAAAUCGGGGCAUAUCACCGGGGCAAAGCACGCUGCAUGGUUCUGAUUGAUGGUUCAGCAUAACCUGGUUUAGGGCAGGUUAUGUUCAGGCUAUCGGCUUGAAACGUGUAAAAGCAGCUUUGACCAAUCGACUCCUUGGAAAUGGAGGACAUUCCCGUAGAGCUCGGGGGUGUUUUCAUUGGGCGAAGACCAAAUGAAUCGGCUGGAUUUUUUCAUGGUUACACAAUAGGAAAAAUUUAAAAUAGAUUCUCAACAGAGAAAAUACAGUAGCCCACAUGAUGCAAGCUUCAUGAACCCUGUGCGUCAAUAUCUACUUCCCUUAAUUAUACAAUUUUUGACUUUAAGAAUAAACUUUAGUUUAACGUGCACAGCUCUUGGUUAACAAAGGCUGUCUUCAAUUAGCACGUUGGUAACCACCCCCCGGAGUUGAGUAGUGCUGGUGUAGACAGAGGACUUCAGUGUGGCCUGGAACACAUAUCUGAUUCUGGAAAACUUAAGAAUGAAUCAUGAACAUUUAAAUGAAUGUGUCUUCACAUUUCCACUUAUCUUUUCAUUACUUGGCUUGUAAAGUAGAAUGUAAUUAAAGGACAUGUCAAAGGCAAAAUCAGUGACAUUUCUUUGAGUACUAAUCCCAUACAUUUACAACAUGGAAAUAUGCAUUAUUUGUAGCAAUUGAAUGAAUUUAAUGCGUAAUUGUGUAUCGUUCAUGGAUGUUGGCGUGUUUGGACUGUCGCAGCAGCUCAGCAUUGUGAGGAAGUAUGACAGGAAAAUGCUGCAUAACAUCAGACAAGACAUAAAAAUGUUUAAAGCGUAGGGUAAUAAUGUGUAAGUGUAUUACACCAUUACAUACUUUGGUGUGUAAGAGUGUGCAUGAAAGCAUGAAUGAGAGGUGCUUUGCGUAAAAGCGCUAUAUAAAUGCAGUCCAUUUACCAACCAUGACUGGGUACAUUCCCCAGACAGUUUUUAUUUUGAGGUGCAAUCUUAUGCAGCCUAAUGACUAAAUUUCAGGUUAGAGCAAUUGUUUUGGAAAUCUUACACUAUCGUACACGAAAAAGACUGGGUAAUAGCUGCAGAAUUGUGUUUAUCAUCACUUAUUAUAUCAAUCAGAAUACAGAU
Conger conger (European conger) is the source of this 2872-nucleotide messenger RNA. It is a transcript of the gene tekt1, whose product is annotated as tektin 1. Gene Ontology annotation, cellular component: microtubule cytoskeleton; nucleus. The coding region runs from base 283 to 1494 and encodes 403 amino acids. NCBI's taxonomy places the organism in Eukaryota, Metazoa, Chordata, Actinopteri, Anguilliformes, Congridae. The transcript has 8 exons. The record is from RefSeq and is a predicted model, not a curated record. Gene Ontology annotation, biological process: cilium movement involved in cell motility; cilium assembly.